UUUUAAAAUAAAAAAAUUUCAAGUUACAACUGUAUAUCAUAGGGGUGAGUAGGGUUUUGUGGGUUUUAGGGAGGACGAUGAGUUCAUUUCCGAGUCACAGAGGUAGUAGUAGCGAGUCAAGUCACCAUCGACUCCUCGAUGUCGUCAAAAAUGUGCUUAUCAAAAUCUUCGUAUUCCCUUAUGCCACUGUUUGUGAAAUGUAUUGUGGCAAAGUACCUGAUGUGGAGAAGUGGGACGAAGCUCAAAUUGGUCACUACAUUGGCAUUGAUGUGGCAACUUCGGGAUUGAACGAAGUGAAGGAAGAGUGGGAGAAUCAGCGGAAGGCUUACACAUCCGAGUUCAUUGAGCUCGAUCCUUGUAUUGAAGAUGUAGACUCACACUGGAAGGACAAGGAAAAGCAGGCUGAUAUCGUUUUUUGCAUGCACAAUUUACAGGUGUGCUUUGAUAGUGAAGAGAAAGCAAGGAGGCUAUUGCAUAAUGUAUCAUCUUUGCUUAAACCUGGGGGUUACUUUCUUGGUAUUACUCCUGACUCAUCUACUAUAUGGGCCAAGUACCAGAAGAAUGUUGAAGCAUACCAUAAUAGGAGCGGCGGGAUGAAACCAAACAUUGUUCCUAAUUGCAUUAGAUCAGAAAAUUACAUGAUUACUUUUGAGGUUGAGGAAGAGAAGUUUCCUUUCUUUGGUAAGAAGUACCAAUUGAAGUUUGCAAGUGACGUCUCUGCUGAAACUCAAUGUUUGGUUCAUUUUCCGAGCCUGCUCAGGUUGGCCAGAGAGGCUGGCCUUGAGCACAUGGAGAUUCAGAACUUGACAGAUUUUUAUGAUGAUAACAGAGCACAAUUUCUCGGAAUGCUACAGGAUGCUGGUCAUAACUUUAUUGAUCCUAGGGGCAGACUUCUCCCAAGAUCAUAUGACAUUUUAGGUCUAUAUACCACAUUCAUAUUUCAGAAGCCUGAUCCAGAGAUUGCACCUCCACUUACAACUCCAUUUAUGCCUGUUGGAACCCACUAUCUUGACGAGAUGGAAUGGCAAGUCAUAUUGUGGGAUGAAGAGGAGAAGAGUGGACAGACUGAUUCAUCUACAGGAUUGGGCAAGAUAACUGAGCAAAAAGGGAUUUUAGGUCCUGGUCCUGCAGAGUUGCGUUUCACUGAAGCUAUUUGAUGUGAUGGCGUAGACAUUGGAUGGCAGUUUGAAGGACCGCGGCGGAAGGGGCGUGAAUUUCCAGUCAUUUCCCGUGUUAAAUUAGUAUAUCGUUCGUUUUAUUGUACUAUGGAUAGACAUUUUGAUUAGUGGACUGACUUGAUUGAUGUAUAUACGAAUAGAUCCCUGUUGGGGAAAAGCCAGUGUCAAUGUACUAAUUAACAAUGGAAGAUUCUUCACUGGCUUGACAAAAAUUGUACUGCUUCCUGCCUUCUCUGUUGACAAAUAUGGCACAAACCUUAUGUGUAGAUUUUUUGCAGUCA
This is a messenger RNA of Capsicum annuum, 1459 nucleotides long. Its product is annotated as mRNA cap guanine-N7 methyltransferase 2. Gene Ontology annotation, biological process: 7-methylguanosine mRNA capping. The transcript is spliced from 11 exons. Bases 78 to 1157 code for a protein of 359 amino acids. Gene Ontology annotation, molecular function: mRNA 5'-cap (guanine-N7-)-methyltransferase activity. Gene Ontology annotation, cellular component: nucleus. The record is from RefSeq and is a predicted model, not a curated record. Lineage: Eukaryota; Viridiplantae; Streptophyta; Magnoliopsida; Solanales; Solanaceae.